AUGACUGGCUUAUCAGCGAUGCGACGCGGUGUUCUCAUUGUCGUGGAGGGACUCGACCGCGCGGGCAAGUCGAGCCAAUGUGAGGUGCUACGGGGGUUCCUUUCAGAGCAGGGACACACUGUGAAAUACAUUCGAUUCCCAGGUAUUCAACUGAACUGCAUUGCCUCUAUGUACCAUUGGUCUAAUGCCUCUAUAGACAGGACAACACCCAUCGGCAAGUUAAUCGAUAGUUACCUCCGCGGUUCAUCCCACCAAGACGACCACUCCAUCCACCUCCUUUUCUCAGCAAAUCGAUGGGAGGUAGCAAAGAGCAUCGAGGAAGAUAUCGCAAGCGGUACCACAAUCAUCGUAGACCGCUACUCCUACUCCGGCGUCGUCUACUCGGCCGCCAAAGCGAACCCCACACUCUCCCUGGACUGGGCAUGGCAGCCGGAGAUCGGUCUACCCCGUCCCGAUAUCUGCCUGUUCCUUGGAAUUUCCCCCGAAGAAGCGGCUAAGCGUGGUGGAUUCGGCGCUGAACGGUAUGAGAAUGAGGCUAUGCAAAUCCGCGUGCGGGAGCUCUUCCAGACGAUAUUUGAGAAGAUGCAGGAUGUCGCCGUUAUCGAUGCCGGUAAAUCCAUGGGUGAGGUAUCGAAGGAGAUUCGGGGUGCUGUGACUGGUUGCAUUUCACGUCUGGAUAUAACUAGUACAUUGAGGAAGCUGGAACCUCUUGCGAACUAG
This is a messenger RNA of Penicillium antarcticum, 720 nucleotides long. Its product is annotated as bifunctional thymidylate/uridylate kinase. Lineage: Eukaryota; Fungi; Ascomycota; Eurotiomycetes; Eurotiales; Aspergillaceae. Gene Ontology annotation, cellular component: cytoplasm; nucleus; cytosol. Bases 1 to 720 code for a protein of 239 amino acids. Gene Ontology annotation, molecular function: ATP binding; dTMP kinase activity. The record is from RefSeq and is a predicted model, not a curated record. Gene Ontology annotation, biological process: dTDP biosynthetic process; dUDP biosynthetic process; dTTP biosynthetic process. The transcript has a single exon.